AUGGACGGCCUUUUCGCAAGAAGUUCUUUGCAAGAAGAAUCUUUGAUAAUAUGCACAAUGGAAGAAUACAACGAAACAUACGACAAUAUGAUGAACAGUUCGGAGCCCUUCCAGCCGUACUACGAACGCCCGGAGACUUACAUAGUGCCUUUGGUGUUUGCACUCAUAUUUGUCAUCGGGGUAGUGGGCAACGGAACACUAGUAGCGGUCUUUGUGAGGCACAAAGCUAUGAGGAAUGUGCCUAAUACAUACAUCCUGUCACUGGCUCUCGCAGACUUACUGGUCAUCAUCACUUGCGUGCCGUUUACCUCCAUUGUAUACACCGUCGAAUCCUGGCCCUGGGGAGCUACCGUCUGUCGGAUCUCUGAAGCUGCCAAAGAUGUCAGCAUUGGUGUGUCAGUGUUUACUCUGACAGCGUUAUCUGCGGACCGCUACUUCGCGAUUGUGGAUCCUCUUAGGAAGUUACAUGCUACAGGUUAG
This is a messenger RNA of Arctia plantaginis, 480 nucleotides long. NCBI's taxonomy places the organism in Eukaryota, Metazoa, Arthropoda, Insecta, Lepidoptera, Erebidae. The record is from the annotation of a GenBank genome assembly.